AUGGCCGGAGGAGGUGAUCCCAAAUGGCAGAAAGAUGCUGGCGACCAAAAUUUCGACUACAUGUUCAAAUUGCUGAUUAUUGGAAAUAGUUCUGUUGGGAAGACUAGUUUUCUAUUCCGCUACGCAGACGACUCGUUUACAUCAGCGUUUGUGUCUACUGUGGGCAUUGAUUUCAAGGUCAAAACGGUGUUCCGACACGACAAACGUGUUAAACUUCAAAUAUGGGACACAGCAGGUCAAGAACGCUACCGUACAAUUACAACUGCAUACUACCGUGGAGCGAUGGGCUUUAUUCUCAUGUAUGACAUCACUAACGAAGAAAGUUUCAACAGUGUACAGGACUGGGUGACGCAGAUAAAGACUUACUCGUGGGACAAUGCUCAAGUCAUUCUGGUCGGCAACAAAUGUGAUAUGGAGGAAGAACGCGUCAUCAGCCAAGAACGUGGCAAGCAGCUCGCUGACCAGCUCGGCGUUGAGUUUUUUGAAACGAGCGCUAAGGAGAAUGUUAAUGUCAAGGCUGUGUUCGAGCGACUAGUAGACAUUAUCUGUGACAAGAUGUCUGAGAGCUUGGAUUCGGAACCACAGAACAUGUUGGCUGGUGGAGCUCGAGGCCAGAAGCUUUCAGAGCAGCCCCAAGGAAACAACAAUCCUAAUUGUAACUGUUAA
Molecule: messenger RNA, 666 nt
Organism: Pieris macdunnoughi
Lineage: Eukaryota; Metazoa; Arthropoda; Insecta; Lepidoptera; Pieridae
Source: the annotation of a GenBank genome assembly